CUUUUUUUGCGUUCUUGUUUCAAUUGUUGGUUUCGUUCGCUCGUUGUUUCGCCGGGAGUUUCUGCUUUCCGUUCCAGCGCCUCGGAUAUGUACCUUCUCGUAUUCGCCCCUUGGAGAUGACUUACGACUGCUGGCGCAGCGCAUCAUCGAGAGACGUGAAUGAGCAUAGCAUUUUUGCUGCACCAUGUAUUCGACGGAAGCGGCCAAAACGAUUGUAGGGGACCUGGCGCUCGUCUUCACCAUAGUCAACUACGCCAGCGGAGUACAAAUAUGCAGAAAAGUUCGUGAGAAAGGCGGGACCCAUGAUCUUUCCCCGCUGCCUUUCUUGGCUGGCAUGCUUGCCACGUUCCUCUGGUUCGAGUACGGUGUUAUGAAAGGAGACAACAUAUUGGUGUGGGUGAACUCCAUUGGAUUCCUGCUGCAGAUGAUGUUCCUGUGCUAUUUCUACUCGUACACAAAAGUCAAAGUGAGUAGGAAGUUCUACUACAUUUCCCACCACAUGGUGUCUAGUUUGUUGCUGUUAUUGCCGCG
This is a messenger RNA of Rhipicephalus microplus (southern cattle tick), 531 nucleotides long. RefSeq names its product sugar transporter SWEET1-like. The record is from RefSeq and is a predicted model, not a curated record. NCBI's taxonomy places the organism in Eukaryota, Metazoa, Arthropoda, Arachnida, Ixodida, Ixodidae. Gene Ontology annotation, biological process: carbohydrate transport. Gene Ontology annotation, molecular function: sugar transmembrane transporter activity. Gene Ontology annotation, cellular component: membrane.